Solanum dulcamara is the source of this 1246-nucleotide messenger RNA. RefSeq lists its product as uncharacterized. The coding region runs from base 265 to 1056 and encodes 263 amino acids. Lineage: Eukaryota; Viridiplantae; Streptophyta; Magnoliopsida; Solanales; Solanaceae. The transcript is spliced from 2 exons. The record is from RefSeq and is a predicted model, not a curated record.
UUAGAAAACCCUAGUCCGUCGCCAUACCUAUAUAAAUGAUGUUUUAUCAGUCCCUCUUAUUUAAUUAUUCUCAAUGCAACUCAACCUAUUGCGGCUGAGCUGUAGGACAUUUACAAAUAUGAAGAGGAUGUUAAUGCUGAUGCCGAUGCCGAUGCCAAUGAUAGUUUUCAAUUUUGACAUAAAGUUUCUUCAUGGAUUCUACAUAGUUGAAUCAAUGAGUCAUCACGUUGAUCAGCUCUUAGCCCGUUCCUAUUUGCCUUGGUGAUGGAUGGAUUGACGCGACAAAUUCAAGGUGAGGUGCCAUGGUGUAUGCUUUUUGCGGAUGACAUAGUCCUCAUCGAUGAGACUCGUAGCGGAGUUAACGCUAAGCUGGAAGAUUGGAGACGCACCUUGGAGUCUAAGGGGUUUAAGCUGAGUAGGACCAAGACAGAGUACCUAGAGUGCAAGUUCAGUGAGACACCUCAAGAGGUUGGCGCGGAAGUUAGGCUCGGGGACCAAGCCAUCCAAAAGAGAAGUAGUUUUAAGUACCUUGGUUCUAUCAUGCAAGACAGCGGAGAGAUCGACGAGGAUGUCACACACCGUAUUGGGGCAGGAUGGAUGAAAUGGAGGCUCGCCUCCGGUGUGUUAUGUGACAAGAAGGUGCCACCACAACUUAAGGGCAAGUUCUACAAAGUGGUCGUUAGACCAGCUAUGUUAUAUGGGGCGGAGUGUUGGCCAGUUAAGGUCUCCCACGUGCAAAAGAUGAAGGUUGCCGAGAUGAGAAUGUUGAGAUGGAUGUGUGGGCAUACCAGGAGUGACAAGAUUAGAAAUGAGGCUAUUCGAGAAAAGGUAGGAGUGGCCUCGGUGGAGGACAAGAUGCGGAAAACGCGACUGAGAUGGUUUGGACAUGUGAAGAGGAGAGUCCCAGAUGCACCAAUGCGGAGAUGUGAGAGGCUGGCCAUGGAUGGUUUUAGAAGAGGUAGGGGUAGGCCGAAGAAAUAUUGGGAAGAGGUGAUCAGACAAGACAUGGCGCAUUUACGACUUACCGAGGACAUGACCCUAGAUAGGAGGGUGUGAAGGACACAAAUUAGGGUAGAAGGGUAGUACAUAGUGGUUUUAUUCUCCCUUAUUCGUAGACGUAUUAAUGCACUAUGAUUUCUUGUACUUUGAUGUAUGUUAUUUAUGGUAUUUAUGUUAUUAUCCAAUAAUAAUAUCUACUGUUUUUUGUGCUUUGAUUAUACUAUUGUUUGGACCGUUUUCGUUAUCU